Messenger RNA from Nymphaea colorata (pocket water lily), 662 nucleotides. RefSeq lists its product as uncharacterized. Gene Ontology annotation, biological process: endoplasmic reticulum to Golgi vesicle-mediated transport. The record is from RefSeq and is a predicted model, not a curated record. NCBI's taxonomy places the organism in Eukaryota, Viridiplantae, Streptophyta, Magnoliopsida, Nymphaeales, Nymphaeaceae. The transcript has 2 exons. Gene Ontology annotation, cellular component: Golgi membrane; COPII-coated ER to Golgi transport vesicle; endoplasmic reticulum membrane. Bases 187 to 423 code for a protein of 78 amino acids.
CAAAGUCGAUCCCGCGUCUCCUCUCCCCUUUGCCCGUUUGCUGCAGCCUGCUGCUUUACCCCUUUCCCUUUGCCGCUGUUUUUCUCGCCUGCGAUUUUCUCUUCCACCGGCAGCUUCGGGCUUCCUCUCCAGUCUCCAUCCAGCGAACGGCGUCCGUGGCUUCAUCUCCGGCCGGCGGCAUCAGUGAUGGGUUUGUGGACAUUAUUUGAAGGCUUUCUUCUUCUUGCAAAUGCAUUUGCUAUACUAAAUGAAGAGCGUUUCCUUGCACCUCGAGGAUGGAGCUUCGCAGAGGUUUCGGCAGCAGGGAGGACAAAGUCACUUAAAGGCCAACUUGUGGGCCUUAUCUAUGCAGUUCAAUACAUGAGGGUGCCUCUUAUAGCGCUCAAUGCAAUUACCAUUAUUGUAAAGGUUGUGUCCGGUUAGGGUUUAGUGGGCCAAGUGAAACAUAUUGUGUUUGUCAAUGGAAUCUUAAAUGGUUGAUAGCGGGCAUCUUGUGGCAACAAUUCGUUGUUCCAUAAACUUUCGCACUUCUGUUAGUGGAAAAUUUGUGGUGGACCUAAUGCCUUGACCUGCACAUGGUAUUGGGGCUUGUAGCUUUAUUGACGUUCUGAAUAUCUUUAGUUCACGGCGUACUAAAUUCUCUCAAUCAGUUUAUUUCUGUU